This is a messenger RNA of Macadamia integrifolia, 1990 nucleotides long. RefSeq lists its product as uncharacterized. Lineage: Eukaryota; Viridiplantae; Streptophyta; Magnoliopsida; Proteales; Proteaceae. Bases 171 to 971 code for a protein of 266 amino acids. The transcript is spliced from 8 exons. Gene Ontology annotation, molecular function: ATP binding. The record is from RefSeq and is a predicted model, not a curated record.
GGUAAACAAAUCUAUCCGCAAACCUUUCUUUCUUUAUUCAUAUUUCUCUUUUUUUCUCUACCUCUUUCCUUUAUUCUUCUCUUUUUCUUUUUCUCUCUCUCUCUCACUUUUUCAUAUUUUCUCUCCCCUACUCUGCCUCUCGUGAGUCUCGACUGCCAAGAACUUCUUCCAUGGAUAUGCUGCAAGGGACAAUUGAAGACCUCCUUCAAUCUACUGCAAGGAAAUCCUACAUCUACCGAAAUUUUUUUGCAAGGUUCGAUCAAGGUUUUUCGGAAUCUAGAUCUACAACAAUACCAACAGCUCUAGGGCUAUACUCUCUUCCAGUUCACAGACAUCUUUUUGUUGGACCCAUAAUUGGAGAGGGAGCUCAUGCCAAAGUAUAUGAAGGAAAGUAUGAAAACCAGAAUGUUGCUAUCAAAAUUGUCCAUAGAGGGGACAAUCUGGAGGAGAUUGCUAAGAGAGAAGCACGGUUUGCAAGAGAAGUUGAAAUGUUGUCCAAAAUUUCAUCAGUUUUGCGCUUGAUAUUGCUCGGGCAAUGGAGUGCUUGCAAUCACAUGGAAUCAUUCACCGUGAUCUGGAACCUGGAGGAAGAUUCUGAAGAAUAUGGAAGUCCACUGGUUUUGGCAUCAGCAACUGCAGAUCUUAUUAGAACCCGAACUGAGGCACUUCUAAAGAAGACUAAAACAUCAGUCUUUUCAAAGCCAAUUGUGAUGAGAGCAGAAUAUGCUCAUCGUCCUAAUCUCUCCAUUAUUGGCACUCCUAGCUUUGUUCUUAUUCAAAUGGCUAUGCCUAUUGUCACGCAAAGCGGUGGCCAGUGCCAUGUUUUGUUGAUGAUAGCUGAUGGGCAGGGAUGGACUCUCUAUGAGAUACUAAGAUAUGCACCCCUACACAACUUGACUGCUUAUGAGGAAGCUCUGGAAACAAACCCUGUUUUGGCUAAAGUGGUAAAAAUGAGGUUGUCUACUCCCUAGGAGGAUUGGAUUGUGCAAGAAAACCUCAUUUUGAGCUUGACAAAGCCCAAAAAUUAAGAUCAAACCUUGUAGGGUUCUCUCUACAUGGCUCCUUUCUCGCUAUUAUUACCAGUUAUGUGAGGUGACUACCAUGAUUUACAGUAGAGUAUUUAUCUCAACUUAAUUUUUGAUUCUUUUGACAAGAUUGAAGAUUCCCCGGUUGCCCAGGCUCUUUUUUCUUCCCAAGACUGGCGGGUGGUCCUUGUAAAGUUGUUGAGUCUGAGCAUAAUAACCAUCCACACCAAGGCCUUAUCAAAUGUUAUUGGCUCACAGGAGUUUGAGAUAACCAGCCGCAUAUGUGUGUAUAUAUUUUUUCUUUUCUUCCUUUAUUGCUCUCUCUCUCUCUCUCUCUCUCCCCACACCCUAAGAUAGUGCUUGUCAUAUUGCAAUACGUAAAUGUAAAUGCAACUAAACUAACUAGCCCCAUCCCAGUUACUUGUAGUUGGGCCCAACAGUUCUGUUGCUCCUUAAACCAUGUUUAAGUUCAACUGUUCAAACACUCAUGCUCAUGCAUUUUCUCACUACAACCCGAUAUUUUCGAGAUUUUCAGUAUAUUAUCUUCUUGGAUUCUCAAUGCAUGUUUGUUUUGUUUUCCUUUUGUUUUGUGAAAAUGAAUCAAUACAAUCUGGGUAUUUGUUGCUAAAGAAAGCUUAGGGAAGGCUUAUUUGUUCUUAGAAUCGAAACCUCUACAAGGAUCUGAUCUUGAAAUCCCUUAUGACAUUCUAUGAUCUUGGGUGCUCCAAGACGAUUAUGUUCUUACAGUUUUCUUAUAUCAGAUUAGACUUUGAUUCUCAUAUAUUCAAUGGCAAUCGUGUUUUGUGCUUUAUCUUUAAGAUUUUGUUUGCAGGUGGUUUUUAUUGAGUUUACAUGGUUUUGGUGUAAUAACAAAUGUAUAAGAACUAUUAUGCCUAUUUUGGAGACGAUGAGGAACAAUGAAAAGCUAACAAUACAAUGUGGUGUGAAAUUUUUUCUUUGGUUUA